GCCAUAUUUAAAAAAUUUAUCCCAUGGAAAAAGAACUUAUUUAUCCUGUGGAAAAGUCAGGGACGUAUCCUUUGUUGUCAAAAGAUAAUUGACGUGUCUUGCUGAUAAGAAAACUGCAAUUUUUCAUUUAUUUGUGAUUGAAUUAACAUUUUAUAUAGUUGUGCCAUAAAAUUAAAAUGCUAAAGGCUGUUAUUUUGAUCGGAGGGCCCCAAAAAGGGACCAGAUUUAGGCCGCUUUCUUUGGAUAUACCUAAGCCUUUAUUCCCAGUGGCAGGUUUACCACUAAUACAACAUCACAUUGAAGCAUGUGUUGCAUUAAAAGACCUAAAAGAAAUUUUGUUGAUUGGAUUUUACCCUGUUGCACAAAUUCAGCAGUUUAUAAAUGAAUUGCAACAAGUUUACAAUAUAACAAUAAAAUAUUUGCAAGAAUUUACUUCUCUGGGCACUGCAGGGGGGUUAUAUCAUUUUAGGGAUCAAAUUCGUUGUGGAAAUCCUGAUGCUUUUUUUGUUAUGAAUGGAGAUGUCUGUGCUGAUUUUCCCCUUAGUGAUAUGUAUGUGUUUCACAAAAAACAUUCUGAUAAAUCUAUGGUUUCCAUAAUGGGUACUGAAGCCACUAGACAACAAUCCUUACACUAUGGUUGUAUGGUAAUUAAUAAAAAUACCAGUGAAGUGACUCAUUAUGUAGAAAAACCAAGUUCUUAUGUUUCUACUUUAAUAAACUGUGGAGUUUAUGUAUUUUCCCUAUCAAUAUUUCAAACAAUUGGGGAAAUAUUUAAUGCAAAGCAAAUGGAACAUUACAAGAAUGGAAAUGGAAACAAAGAAGCUGGGCAUAUUCAAUUGGAGCAAGAAAUAUUGGCGCCAUUGGCUGGAACCGGAAAAAUUUGUGCCCUCCAAGUAAACCAUUGGUGGUCUCAACUGAAAACAGCAGGAUCCGCAAUAUACGCAAAUCGUCACUACUUGGAAUUGUACAGAACAAAUCAUCCUGAAAGGUUAACAAAUCCUCAAGGAGCAGGAGAUAUUUCUAAAUUUAAUUGCACAAUUUAUCCUGAUGUGCACAUUCAUCCCAGUGCUGUUAUCCAUCCUACUGCAGUGCUUGGCCCAAAUGUAAGUAUAGGCCAAGGAGUGACAAUAAAAUCUGGUGUAAGAAUAAGAGAAAGCAUUAUACUACAAGACGCGACAAUAGAGGAGCACAGCUUGGUACUGCACAGCAUUAUAGGAAGGGGGUCCCAUGUAGGAAGAUGGGCAAGAGUUGAAGGAACCCCUUCAGACCCAGAUCCCAACAAACCGUUCGCAAAAAUGGAAAACCCGCCACUAUUUAACAACGAUGGCCGAUUAAAUCCUUCAAUAACGAUUUUAGGUUGUUCUGUCAGUGUGCCAUCUGAAACAAUUUUACUGAAUUCUAUAGUUCUUCCAAACAAAGAGCUUUCCAGGAGCAUUAAAAAUGAAAUUAUUUUGUAAUUCGCACAUGUUUAUACUAAAUAUACUAUUUUUGUUUUAA
Brassicogethes aeneus is the source of this 1497-nucleotide messenger RNA. Lineage: Eukaryota; Metazoa; Arthropoda; Insecta; Coleoptera; Nitidulidae. The record is from the annotation of a GenBank genome assembly.